Molecule: messenger RNA, 3543 nt
Organism: Octopus bimaculoides (California two-spot octopus)
Lineage: Eukaryota; Metazoa; Mollusca; Cephalopoda; Octopoda; Octopodidae
Product: sodium-coupled monocarboxylate transporter 2
Biological process (GO): sodium ion transport; transmembrane transport
Cellular component (GO): membrane
Molecular function (GO): symporter activity
Source: RefSeq, a predicted model, not a curated record
UGUGGUGUCUGUGUUUUGUAUCUGUGAUGUGUUGCUAUAUGUGUGAUGGCCGAGUAAGAAUUAUAUAUAUUAUACAAAUAGAUAGAUAUAUGUAUGCAUGUUUGUCGUUUUGUGAUGUGUAAUAUCUAUAUAUGUUUGUGUGUGUGUUAUGGCGGGAAGAAAGUUGUAUUCUUUGGUUUGGAGACAUCACAUUGGUUCUUUUCUUCUUUGCCAAACUUUAAUCUUGGCCUAUUUGCCAUUUCUCAGUCCCUCCUCUUUCUUAUUUUCUCUGCAACCCUCUAUUUCUUUCUUUCUUUCAUUCCAUAACUCUUUUCUUCUUUUUUUUCUCUCUCACACUCUCUGCUACUCGCUUUCUCUACCCCGUUCGCUCUCUAGUCCCCCACCCAUCUCUUUCGAAUUUCCCUUCGCCUCUUCAUAUUUACUCUUCUAAUAAUACCACAUCCACCCUCUUUACCAUCUUUCUCCAGCUUCCUUCGUCUUCUUUCCUCGUCCCCACCAACACGCUCAUUCUCUCUCUCAUUCUCUCUUUCUAUCUCCAAAACUCCUACCCCGACUUUACCUAUCGUCUGACACCUCACAAAAGCAGGGGAAAAGGUUUCAAAGACCCUGGCGUCGCUACGUAUCGUCUGGACUCUUAUUUUGUUAUUCUCUUCAUUUAGAUCUGACAUCUUAAUAAGUCUCACCCCCACCCCGCCUCUGUCUUCAGAUUCCUUCCCUGCUACAUUCGACACCCGUUUAACAUACCCCGAACAAAACUCUUGGAUACUCCGAUGGUCGUUUUUUACAUGAACUCUGUAAAAUGAAGCAAUCAUACAGUUUGCACAGGGAACAAAUCCGUCCAUUUAGUCUUUUGGAUUAUGUGCUCUUUGGACUUACGCUUGCUAUAUCUUCUGGAAUUGGUGUCUUCUAUGCAAUAUGGGAUCGAAACAAGAAGAGCACAAACAACUUCUUAUUGGCUGGUGGAAACAUGUCUGUGUUUCCGGUUGCAAUGUCACUUUUGGUGAGCUUUAUGUCGGCCAUAACAUUACUUGGAGCGCCGGCUGAGAUAUACAAUGUAAACACCAUGUAUAUGUGGAUGAGUCUGUCCUAUUUCGUUGCCAUAUUCCUGGCAGCGCACAUCUAUGUACCAUUAUUCUACCGACUGAAGAUUACAAGUAUUUAUGAAUAUCUUGAACUCCGAUUCAGUAAAGGAAUCCGUUUAAUUGGCUCCAUCAUCCAUUGUAUAUUAAUGCUGAUGUAUAUGGCUAUAGUGUUGUAUGGCCCAGCUUUGGCCCUCAAUGCAGUUACAGGUUUCUCUCUCUGGUACUCAGUCCUCAGCGUUGGUCUUGUCUGCACAUUUUACACAUCAUUGGGUGGCAUGAAAGCUGUUCUGUGGACCGACACCUUCCAGUCUGUCCUAAUGAUUUCUGGUUUACUUCUUGUGCUUAUUAUGGGAAGCCAAGAGGUUGGUGGUAUGGGUCAAGCCAUUGCCAUUGCCAGUAAAAACCAGAGGAUUAUUUUCAGUGAUUUCAGUUUCGAUCCACGAGUUCGCCACACAUUUUGGUCGUUUUUGAUUGGUGGAAGUUUAUUGUGGGCAGGUAUUUAUGGAACCAAUCAGGCGCAAGUUCAAAGGUCAUUUGCAUUACCUUCUCUCAGAAAAGCACAAAUAGCGAUCUGGUUGAAUUUCCCGGGGCUUGUACUCAUCCUCAUCCUCUGUGGUUUGAUAGGGAUUGUUAUGUAUGCCUUCUACAGUUCCUGUGACCCCAAAUCAACCAAAUUAAUCAAUGCAUCAGACCAGUUACUUCCCUUGUUUGUGAUGGAUACCCUGGGACACUUCUCUGGGGUUCCUGGGAUGUUCCUGGCUACCAUCUUUAGUGGCACACUCAGUUCCGUUGCAACGGGAAUGAAUUCAAUGUCAGCUGUGAUCUUACAAGACUUUCUUCGGCCAAUUUGUUUGAGAAAUGCUUCUGAGAAAACUGCAACCCGGACAACGAGACUAGUUGCUGUAUUUCUUGGACUCCUCUGCUUGGUGGUCACCUAUGGAGCGUCCCAGCUGGGUGGUAUACUUCAGGCCUCACUGUCACUCUAUGGAACCCUCAGUGCACCAAUCCUUGGUCUUUAUUCUCUUGGAAUGUUGGUACCAUGGGCAAACUAUUGGGGUGCCUAUGCUGGUUUGUUCUGUAGUAUUGGUUUAAUGUCUUGGAUCUCAGUUGGACAAUAUGUCAGUAAGCUGCCCCGUGAACAUUCACCAUUCCAUAUCCAUGGAUGUAAUUGGAAUAGAACUUGGACAAACCAGACUCUACUCCCCUCAGACACACUCACCUUCUCUGAUCUCCAAGGUUACCAAAACAUGACGCUGGUCUUUCAAGAUGUAGAUCGUUCUGGUUUAAAUGGCAUGUACAGCCUCUCUUACCUUUGGUACAACUUCACUGCGUUCCUUGUGGUCUUCAUAAUCGCCAUACCAACCAGUUUUCUUACCGGUCCUUCUGAUCCCAGAAAACUGGACCCUCGUCUCAUAUGUCCCAUCUUUGAUAUACUCUGUCCAUUCCUGCCAAAACAUACUCGGAAAACACUGCACUUUGGGGUCAGGCAUGAAGGGAAAUAUGACAGUGAAACCAACAAGAACAAACUGUUCCAUGCAACACCGAUGUCUUCUCACCAACAGAUGGCAGCACGUGCCUACAGAUAACUGAGGGUUUGAAGUCCUUCGUAAAAACGACAGCACCACCACUACCACUACCAAUACCACCACCACCACCAUUGCAUCAGUACUAACUUUGCUGUCCCCUUCACUCACCUUCUACAUCACUUCCACCUCCAUCCUCAUUAUUAUUAUUAUUAUUAUUAUUAUUAUUAUUAUUAUUAUUGGUGGUGGUGAGCUGGUGGAAUCAUUAGCAUGCUGGGCAAAAUACUUAUCUGCAUUUCGUCUGUCUUUACAUUCUGAGUUCAAAUUCCGUUGAGGUUGACUUUGCCUUAUAUCCUUUUGGGGUCGAUAAAAUAAGUUUCAGUUGCGUACUGGGGUCGAUCUAAUCAACUAGACCCAUCCCCCAACAUUUCAGGCCUUGUGCCUAGAGUAGAAAACAUUAUUAUUAUUAUUAUUAUUAUUAUUAUUUAAGAUGGCAGAAUGGUUAGUAUGCUGGGCAAAAUGCUUAGUGGUAUUUCGUCUGUCUUUACAUUCUGAGUUCAAAUUCUGCUGAAGUUGACUUUGCCUUUCAUCCUUCUAGGGUUGAUAAAAUAAGUACCAGUUGCAUACUGGGUCGAUGUAAUUGAUUUACCCCUUCCCCUAAAAUUGCUGUCCUUGUGCCAGUAUUUGAAACCAUUAUUAUUAAUAUUAUUGUUAUUAUUAUUAUUAUUAUUAUUAUUACAAUUGUUUCUGAUAAUUCAGUCCUCUUCAUGGCCAGGAUUUGGGCAUUUCACCAUCCCUUAUUAUUUUUUUGUCCCCUUAGGAAAGGCAUGGGUAUCACAACAUUACAUCUUCUUAUAUGAUGCUGUGCCUUUAUUGGAAAUCAAUAAUUUUUAUAUGAUGAGAAAAAAAAAACUGAAUAAAGAAAAUAAUUUUUUAAA